Messenger RNA from Sphaeramia orbicularis (orbiculate cardinalfish), 634 nucleotides. RefSeq names its product nudC domain-containing protein 1-like. Bases 83 to 595 code for a protein of 170 amino acids. The record is from RefSeq and is a predicted model, not a curated record. The transcript has 4 exons. Lineage: Eukaryota; Metazoa; Chordata; Actinopteri; Kurtiformes; Apogonidae.
CAAAAAUACAAAACGUGUGUCCGGCUGGGUUCAUACACAUCAUCUUUCACCUGUAAAGGAAUUAAUUCACAUUCAUUAAAAUAUGGCUGCGUCGAAUUACUCCUUGAAGGUCAACAGAGACCUGUUAGACCCCAACUUUGAAAGCUACAGGUUAUCUUUGGACGCCAUUCCGACUUACAACGUUGAACUGGAUGCUGCUGUGGAGGAGGUGAAGUUGAAGGAUACGCAGUACACCCUGGAGCAUAUGAGGGCUUUUGGCAUGUACAAUUAUCUGCAUAUAGAUCCUUGGUAUGAGGACAGUGUUUUAUUUGUGGACUGCAAAGGACGGGUUCUCAGUUUGACUGUCACUCUGGACACCGCCUUAGGGAAACCCAGAGAGGUUUACCGAAUCACCACAGACCCGAGUUCCUGUGAGGAUCGUCUCUGUGCCUCCCUCAGCCUCACCUCGGCGACAUGGGCAGCCCUGUCGGACGGCGCCGGCAGACUUUACCUCCUCCGAACGGGCAAGAGGGGCGACAGCUCACAUAUGAAGUGGGACAGUUUUUCACUUGUAAGACGUCGGAGUUUAUUUGAGUUUCAGAAAUUGACUGGUUAAGAAUGUUAACCAGGGGUAUUGACCUGGUCUCAUAUGAAA